Messenger RNA from Aureobasidium musti, 1431 nucleotides. Lineage: Eukaryota; Fungi; Ascomycota; Dothideomycetes; Dothideales; Saccotheciaceae. The record is from the annotation of a GenBank genome assembly.
UCGACUCCCCUCCUGGGCAAGAAGCCCGAUCGUCCUGCUCGCAGCGUUACUUUCAACCCUACCAUUGCAACGAGCAGCCCACCGACCCGCAGACCUAUAUUCCCUUCAGCAUCCGCACAUUCCACGGGCUCAGUCGCAACCAUAAACACUCCGCCGAGAGAUGGCAGCCAGCCCAUGCUUUCGGCCCUCAACAGCAAACUCCGCAGAAGAAAUAGUCAAGGCGCUCCAUUGUCGAUAGGUCCCGGUAUUCCCGCUGCAAAAAUCGGUCCUCAACGCACAACAAGGACGGCUCAGAAAUUGAAACUCUUACCGAACCCGGAACAUGGUGACGAUGGUCCUGACGAAGAAAGCGGUCGCGACGUCUACUCGCAAUUCACCAGGAUAAAAGAUCCGACCGCCCGCCGCGAUGCUGCAAGGUUGGGCAAGGACGACAGAGAUAAAUUGCCUCGUGUUACGGCAUACUGUACUGCCAGCUCAUACCGCAUGGAAGAUCUGUUACGAUUCCUCAAAGGUCGCAAACUUAAGAAGGCCGCACCCAAACAAUUCGACGAAUGCAUCUACACUCCAUACCAAUACAACGCCAAAUCAGAGCCGCAAAUCGAAGAAGCCCAGGUUGUGCACUCUACCGCUCAACGACGAUUCUCUGACAGUGCUAUCGAGGUCGAGGGUAAUGCCGAGAGGAGACGGGAAGACUUGCUGGACUUACAGGGCGAGAGUGAAGAAUCUGCGAUAAUAGAGAACCACGAAGCAUCGACGUCCAAUGAAGCUCUGAUAAUGCCACAAAACGACACACCCGACUUUGACACGACGGUUCAUAUCCCCGAAGUCUUCUGCUUUGAGUAUGGAGUUGUUGUGAUAUGGGGCAUGUCUGUUCAGCACGAACAGAAAUUCUUGAAGGAACUCGCGAGAUUCGAAACCGAGAAACUCUCAAAGGAUGAUAUCCAACAAGAGAACUUCAACUUCUACUACACCAAGGAGUACCAAGCUCGAAUUUACAACGACUUUAUCAGUCUGAGGGAANAGAAGAAUUACAUGACCAAACUGGCCAUCAGUCAUGCUUUGGCACAAAACAAUACAAUCGACGUCAACAAGGAGAUCCCAGCACAAAUCGCACUUACGGGUAAAGUCAACAUGUCACGAAAAGAAAUCAACAUGCAGAUUGGAGAACUUUUCAUUCUACGAAUCAACAUUCAUCUUCAAGGAUCAGUCCUGGAUGCUCCGGAACUCAUGUGGGCAGAACCGCAACUUGACCCGGUCUACCAGGCUGUGAGAAGCUACUUGGAGAUGGAUCAGAGAGUGAGUCUCUUGACGGAACGACUGGACGUCAUUGCGGAUCUGCUGGCAGUGUUGAAGGAUCAAUUAACGCAUUCACAUGCGGAAAUCAUGGUGGCUGUGAUUAACAUUGUGGUCGACUUGUACGCAGGUGUGGAU